AUGGACUCGACUCGUGUCUUGUACGAGCCUAUUGAAGAUGUGGAAAGAAUGGAAUAUUACCAGGCUGGGGGCUAUCACCCAGUAACAAUCGGGGAUCGUCUCAACGAUCGCUAUCGGGUCAUCCAUAAGCUUGGUCAUGGUACAUACUCGACGAUUUGGCUGGCCCGAGAUGAGAGAUCACACAUAUACGUUGCAGUGAAAGUCUGUACGGCAGAUUCGAAACCACCCGAAAUUGACGUCCUAUCCAAACUGUCGAAACCUCACUUGUCAUCAGACAUAGGCAGAGCUAUGAUUCCCUCAAUCUUGGACAGCUUCAGCAUUCAAGGCCCAAAUGGCGACCACGUCUGUUUGGUGACUAGGCCGGCAAGGAUGAGCCUUUCUGAUGCAAAGAACGGAUCAUGGAUCAGCCUUUUCCAGCUUGAAGUGGCCCGAGUCUUAGCGGCGCAGCUUGUGAUUGCUGUUCAUUAUAUGCAUUCACGAGGCUUCGUCCAUGGUGAUCUUCAUCGCGGAAAUAUCCUCCUUCAACUGCCCCGUGAAUUUGAUCAGUUAUCAACAGAAAAGCUGUACGAGCAGUACGGGGAGCCGGUACUCGAGCCAGUCAAGCGUUUCGAUGGCCAAAAGCUUCCACCAGGCGUCCCAAAAUAUGGUAUAUUACCUAUCUGGCUUGGGAAACCAAGUGAAAAUAUUACACUUCCCGAAGCUAGGAUUAUUCUUUCAGACUUUGGUGAAGCAUUCUCACCAGCGCGAGAAAUGAAAUACGAGUCUCAUACACCUCUUCUGACCCGCCCUCCAGAGGCUCGAUUUGAGCCAACCAAAUCUCUUACUUUCUCAUCCGAUAUCUGGACUCUAGCUUGCACCAUCUGGGACAUCAUUUCCCAAAGAUCUCUUUUCGAAGGCUUUCUUACCAACGAUGACGAUAUGACUUGCCAGCAGAUUGAUGCACUUGGCCUGUUGCCAACUGAAUGGUGGGGAAAGUGGAAUGCCCGUCGAGACGGAUUCCCGAAGCAUGGAGAGCCGAUAAAUUUAUCCCGAUCUCCAUGUCAAACAUUGGAGGGUCGUUUUGAAUCGAACGUGCAGCGACCACGGAUAGAAGAGGGAAUGCCACCCUUUGAAUCAAGCGAACGAGAUUCACUUUACUCAAUGUUGCGCUCGAUGCUUUCCUUUAGGCCAGAGAAUCGUCCUUCUGCUCAACAGGUUCUUGAGUCUGAGUGGAUGGUGAAAUGGGCUCUGCCUGAGUACGAAAAGAUACGCAGCACUUAUGACUAG
This is a messenger RNA of Penicillium chermesinum, 1266 nucleotides long. RefSeq names its product kinase-like protein. Bases 1 to 1266 code for a protein of 421 amino acids. The record is from RefSeq and is a predicted model, not a curated record. Gene Ontology annotation, biological process: regulation of mRNA processing; protein phosphorylation; spliceosomal complex assembly. The transcript has a single exon. NCBI's taxonomy places the organism in Eukaryota, Fungi, Ascomycota, Eurotiomycetes, Eurotiales, Aspergillaceae. Gene Ontology annotation, molecular function: protein kinase activity; ATP binding.